GCUCCUGACAGCUAGAAGGAAAGUGUAAACAAUCAACAAACAAGUUGUGAGGCAUCGUAUCAAUUCAUUUGCAUUAAAUUUACAAUAAAAGUGUAUUGUAGUGUUAAUCUAUCCCAACAGAUUAAAACUAUUAAACUAAAAUCAAGUGCAAUGCAGUGUUAUAGUUUUUCAAGCAUGCAAUAGCUCAAUACGGCCGACGCUUGUGUUGUUCAAAACUGUGCGGGAAAACUGAACCGAGAAAGGACACGCAAAGAUGCUAACGAGCUGGAAAAGCUGGUGCCGACUCUGUGCGGAGGAAAAGGCGCUUUUAAAGCUGGAAUCGGUCCGCGAUGUUAAUGCGGUUAUUGGUAACUUUUUCAAUGUUUCGUUGAUCGAAAUCAAAGGCACAGCAGCGAACAUAUGCGAGGAAUGUUUAGGCUUUGUCAACAAACUGGAACACUUCGAAGCGAGAUGCCAUCAAACGAACCAGCUGUUUACCUACCUGGCGAAGCACUUGCCGGACGAAACGCACCCGCUCGACCUGAAGCAGAUCCGCAGCAAGUAUCUCGACGAGAUGCUUCCGAACGAUGGAGAUGAGGAGCUGUUUGAGGUGCUGGAAGCGGAGAGCGAGCGUGCGAAGGAGCUGCUAAGCAUUGAUCCCGUGCUUGAGACGCAAGAUAUACAGGAGCUCGGUAAAGUGGCGGACGACAAUACGGAGGUGCUGUACCAGGUGGAGUCGCUGACUGUUUCCAGCGUUCAAAAUGAGCUGGAAAACAAUGCGAACGAGACGGAGCAGUGGGAAAUGUUGGAGGUCGAUAUGGACGAUUGUAGCAAUGGUCUGGAGACGAACGAUGAGAACGUGGAAGAGGAAGAGUUUGACAAAUUUUCCGACUCGGAUUACGAACCAGAGACGAGCGGAUCGGCCAGCGGUACAAAGCGUGAACAGAGCAAGGGAAAAGAUGACUCCGAGUCUCCGAUCGAUGGGGACGAUGAAAGCGUACCUGCCAAGCAGCUCCAAAAACGAAGGUACACGACGACCAGGGGCGCUUCCCCCAAUCAGCAGGUGCAUCAGUGUAAAUACUGUCGGAAAACGUUCAAAUGCAACAGUCAGCUAACGAGGCAUGAGUACAUCCAUCUGACGCAGGAUGGGAAGCCACGCUACUCAUGCGAAAUUUGUCGCAAAGUGUUUACUAAAUCCUCAAUCCGGCGGGCGCACAUGCGAAUGAUGCACGAGGGCGCAAAACCGUACAUGUGCGAGGAGUGCGGCAAACCGUUCAGCUCGAAGGGAGCACUGAAGGAGCACUACAUCGUGCACUCCGAGGAGCGACCGUUUAAGUGUGCGUACUGUCCGAAAAGCUUUAAAAAUGCGCCACGUCUUAAGACACACGAAGAUACCCACAACGAUACGCUGUACGUGUGUCCGCACUGUGGCUUGAAGCUCAACACCAAGCGUACCCUCAACAUGCAUAUGGUUGUGCAUUCGGAUCAGAAAAAGUUCAAAUGCCAGGAGUGUGGCAACGAGUACAAGCGCUCCAAGGCGCUGAAGGCACACCUGAUACUGCACACCGGGUUGCGGCCGUACCAGUGCCCGUUUUGUGAUAAAACCUUUGCAAACGGAUCGAACUGUCGCAGCCACAAGAAGAAGUUUCAUCCGCGCGAGCUGGCCGCACUGGAGGCGGCGGGUGGGCAGAAACCGGCUGCCAACAUUCCGAAACUGGAACACCUUCAGCGAAAAAGCCAAAGCGAUGGGGAAGGCGUUGAGAUCACGAGGAAACACAUUCGCUCAACUGCGCGAGCAUCGAACAGUAACAGAGGGAAAGAACGACAGGAACAACUGACACUCACUGCUGAUGAAGCAGAUACCGAUGGGUCGCCGAUCAAAUCUGAGCUAAAAAUGGAGCUUAAUGUGUGAAAAGAUCCGGCAUAUCUCGCUGGUAGGUAGCUUAGGACAGGCAAUUGUAAGGUGUAGACUAAGUAACGGUAAUUAAGCUAAGGAUUGCGGUUGAAUCACAACAGUUGUAUAAGCAAAAAAGUAUUUAUUUGAUUGAUUCCUUUACCCCAGUUCAGAUGACGAUUAGCUUUUGUUGGAUUUCAUUCAGUUGGCUAACUAUCCUAACGCUAAAUGGCUAUUGUAUUUUAUAAACGUCGAUGGAGUUUCAAAUCGUAGAUAUCGGCCCCGGAACUACCAGAAUCUUAAAUUUACUCUGAAUCUUACAGGGUUUCUCACGAUUUAUUGGUCAGUUCCCAUGAUUUUUUGGUGCGUUCUCCAUUUUUUGAUCGUAUUCCAUAGAUUUUUGGAUAUCAAUACAAAUAAACCAAAAAAAUAUGGGAAACGACAAAAAAAAUAGUGGGAACGCACCAAAAAAAAAUAUGGGAACCAACCAAAAAUUGAUGGGAACUAAUCAAUAAAUCGUGGUCAACCCUGUAUCUCGCUUUCGAGCAGAUCUCCAUGUUUAUAAGUUCACGUAUCUCCAUGUUUAUUGAAUGCUCCUGUAUAAAUCCUAAUAGUGGAACCGACCUCCGUGGCCAGAAAGUUAAGCAGAAUCCAUCUUGACCCAGAAACUGAUCCCAAGCCUAUCGAUGUAAAGAGUGAUCUUGAACUGAUCUGGAUCAAAAACUGAUCCUAUUUCUUGAA
This is a messenger RNA of Anopheles gambiae (African malaria mosquito), 2614 nucleotides long. RefSeq names its product zinc finger protein weckle. Gene Ontology annotation, molecular function: RNA polymerase II cis-regulatory region sequence-specific DNA binding; zinc ion binding; DNA-binding transcription factor activity, RNA polymerase II-specific. The coding region runs from base 254 to 1891 and encodes 545 amino acids. Gene Ontology annotation, cellular component: nucleus. The record is from RefSeq and is a predicted model, not a curated record. NCBI's taxonomy places the organism in Eukaryota, Metazoa, Arthropoda, Insecta, Diptera, Culicidae. The transcript has 6 exons. Gene Ontology annotation, biological process: regulation of DNA-templated transcription.